Fusarium odoratissimum NRRL 54006 is the source of this 2686-nucleotide messenger RNA. Its product is annotated as ubiquitin-conjugating enzyme E2 R. Gene Ontology annotation, biological process: proteasome-mediated ubiquitin-dependent protein catabolic process; protein polyubiquitination. The transcript is spliced from 2 exons. Gene Ontology annotation, molecular function: ubiquitin conjugating enzyme activity. The record is from RefSeq and is a predicted model, not a curated record. Lineage: Eukaryota; Fungi; Ascomycota; Sordariomycetes; Hypocreales; Nectriaceae. Bases 710 to 1384 code for a protein of 224 amino acids.
UUUCAUGCUCCGGUCUCCGGAUGGCGGCGGCAAGGCCGAAGUGAAUGACUCUCUACUCUUUACCUACUUCAUUGAAUACCUCAGGUAAUUAAUUUACUAAGCUUUUUCCUCUUCUUUUUACCUUAAUCUCUGUUGCUUUUUGAAUGAGGAUAGAAGGAAAAGACAAAAAAAGGUUCAUCAAUUUUUUUUCUAUCUCUUAUUAUUAUUCUUUGACCUCUUUUCCGCAUUCGUCUUUACUGGGCGUUCCGAACCUCAAACGCGUCUGCUAUCAAGGUUGCCUCAUUGUUAAACGAUAAGCAAACAACAAAUAAACACUCCUCCCCCCGUUGUCAACACAAAAAGAGGCGAUAUCCAAACAAAAUUUGCCAACGAAGCAAAGCAAAGCAAAGCAAAGCGAAGCGAAGCGGCUGCGGCUUCUUCUAAAUCCAAACACCACCUUGCUCAACUUUUGCGCGUCCAAUCGCCGAAGCCGCCCCUCCUCGACCGCCCUUUCCGUACAGCACAGCACAGCGCAGGCAGUCAACAACUCCCUUUCGCCGCUGGCGCUGGCCUGACUUAUUAAGCCCGGCCCAUCUCGUCAACUCGCAACAACCAACUACCUCACCCACUCCUCAACUUUCGGUCCUUUCAAACACACGCUCGCUUGGAGGAUUCUCGUCGUUGGACGGACGGAAUAGCGCACCUAAUUAGUUAUCGAUAGUCAGUCAUCAUGGCGCAAAAGAGACUUAUGCAGGAACUGCAACCCCUCCAGAAGGAGAAAUGGGUCAACAUCGAGACCGAUGACUCGAACCUUCUACUCUGGAAGAUCGGCCUCUGGGUUGUUAACCCCGAUAGUGUCUGGCACGGAGCCUACCUCAAGGCCGAGAUGAAGUUUCCAAAUGAUUAUCCUUACCAGCCGCCCAGCUUCAAAUUUCUGACUAAGAACAUCUGUCACCCCAACGUUUACACCGACGGCAAUCUCUGCAUUUCCAUCCUCCACAAGCCAGGCGAAGACGAGCAGUCAGGCGAGCUGGCCAGCGAGCGUUGGAAUGUUCUCCACGGUGUCGAAUCGGUCCUGCGAUCCGUUCUACUCCUCCUCGACGAUCCCGAAAUCAACUCACCCGCAAAUGUCGAUGCUAGCGUCCUCUAUCGUGAUAACAAGACCGAGUAUAACAAGCGAGCAAAGGACAUCGUUGAUAAGUCUCAGAAGGAUAUCCCGCCAGGGUCAAGGAUGCCCACUCCCUCCGAGCUCGCACCUGCGCCACAAAAGCCAAUUGAUGAUGAUGCCGACUUCUGGAAUAUGACAGACGAAGAGGAAGACUUUGGCGGCAGCGAUAGCGACGAGGACAUGGAAGACUUUGAUGAUGACGACGAGGAUGAUGAUGAUGUCAGAGACCAGAAGUAGACGUCCCCAGGAGGCCAUGCAUUUCUCAGCGUGGCCAGGACGAGUGAUGGGUUGGCCACUUUUCAUGCCUCUGCCUUCUACACCAUUUCGCGGUAUCCUCUUUCAUCUACAGUACUAUCGACAUAGCGAGGUGAUUUUAUUUCAUUUUUAAGGCGUUCAAGAUGCGCAUUACUCAGACUGGGACGGGCAUUGCAAGCAUCGAGCGAUACGGACAUUGAGGGAAUGCAGGCAGACCGGUUGUCUCUGUUUUAUACGUGCUGUUUACAUGGAGCAAGGGUGUAUUUAUCAGGCGUGCUUUCUAUAGACAGAAUAUACAACUUACAAAGAUUCGCUUGGUGCCAUAGUGAGGAACAUCUGUCGAUAGUAUUCCGUACUUGUCCUACCUAAUUGGAGAGAAAGCGGACACUCGCACAAGACAUCUUUAGUGCUGAUAUUGAUAAAGAACCCGCUCGACGGCAUGCUCUACCUUGUCCUGACUAGGCUACAUGAGCAAAACCCAAAACUCCAUGCGCUCAAAUGCUAUUCUAAUAAUCAUGCUAUGUAAGCCAGCGACCCCUUCAUCGAAUGGCACGCCCUCUUCACCUGCAGAACAAAAAAAGAAGAAUGUAACAUCUUACAAGCAAGCGUCGGUAUUCGUGAACUUUUAUCUCUCGGAGCCACCUAAGGUUUCUCAUCUGGGAUGUCCAUGUCCAUCAAAUUGGUUGGCUCCGCUCGCGUAGACGAGUUCCUGGACAAUGACAUAAAAGGAGGCGGCCUAGCCUUCUCUUGCAUCUCCGGGCUUCGAGGCUCCUCCGCAGCAAACGCAGUGUUGGUGUCUAAGUAGUCGGCUGUUACUGUGCUCGGUGUCAUGGUAGCUGAUGUCGGCUCUGUCGGAGCUGUUGAAUCUUGAGUACGGCCUAUUAGUGAAUCUGGGAUGUGGCCUUCCAUAUCAGUGAAACUAUAGACGUAAUCCGUCAUUUCAGUACCAACUCUUUCGUCGUCAUCAGGGAGGAAAGGGUUGUCAAAUCCGUUCCUAUCAUCGUCACUGCCGAUUGAGGCGCGAUUACUGUCCAUUGAACCACCGCUAUCAGACCGAUGCUUUCUCUUAGAAGGCGAGAAGGACGAAUGAGGCGAAAGAGACGAGCUGGACUCAAAGUUUCCCGUCUGCUUGGACUCAUUGACUGUGGAUUCUUCCUUAGAUAACUCUUGACGGAAAGCUUUAUUUUCCACCUUGAUGAAUCGUUCCAGUUGGGAUGAUAGAUGGUCUUUGGGCGUUCCAAGGGCGUCUUCCGUUGCAUAUAUCAGCAGUGGUUUCUUGGUAUC